Cololabis saira (Pacific saury) is the source of this 1084-nucleotide messenger RNA. Its product is annotated as UAP56-interacting factor-like. NCBI's taxonomy places the organism in Eukaryota, Metazoa, Chordata, Actinopteri, Beloniformes, Belonidae. The coding region runs from base 83 to 1033 and encodes 316 amino acids. Gene Ontology annotation, molecular function: mRNA binding. The transcript is spliced from 9 exons. The record is from RefSeq and is a predicted model, not a curated record. Gene Ontology annotation, biological process: mRNA export from nucleus.
GAGGUUUGUGUUGCAGCAGCUGUAGCUUCCACUAGCUGCUAAAACGGCUCAUAUUAUUGUUCGCUUUGGCGCCGUCUAAACCAUGAAUAAAGACGGUUUUACAGCGGCACACGGGAAAAGGCCACCAGUUCCCGAUAAAGUCGAUAUGUCCUUGGAUGACAUCAUUCGGUUGAACAGAAGAGAGACACAGCUAAAAAGGAGACACGCCGGCAGCGUCAGCCGCAGACCAUUCAGAAGGAAAGGCCCUUUAAGUGAAGAGAGAGGAGUUUCCCAGAGGACUGGAGCAGGAGGCGCUGCGCCGCCAGGGCUGAUGGCUAGACUAAGAAACAGGAGGCUUCCUCCACCGCUGGGUCGCCGGCGGGGUCAAGGGGUCAUCACAGGCCUGGCAGCCAGGAGGACGUCUGUCCUGCUGAGACGAGCUGGACCCUUCACCAGAGCUGCAGCCGGACAGAGAUCGAGACAGAAAACGAGGCCCUUCCCUCAGCACACAGAGACCCAGUACCGGAGGCCGGAGGUCCAGCAUCAGCCGUACGGGCCGGCCGACCCGCUCCGGGGCCAGAACGCACCGUCUCCCCGGAGACCCUUCCAGCUGCGGCGGCGACCUCCUCCGCCGGUCCAGCAGACCCAGAGGGAAGCUCGCCAGGCCACGUUUCUGUUUCACAGAGGGCUCAAGGUCCAGGCCCAGGUCCAGAAGCCGGGUCCCCGCCCCCCUCCAGUCAAAACACGCCAGUGGCGCCCACCAGCAGCUACGACUGGAAUCUUGACGGUUUCAAUUGACAACCCCACAGCCAGGACUCAGCCAGAGCCUGCCAGCGCCUGGACUCUCCAUCCCCCGGCUCCCAGCGCCGCUCCGGUCGCCAUGGACACCGCGGAGAAGAAGGUCCCGAAGGGAGUCCCUCUGCAGUUCGACAUCAACAGCGUGGGGAAGCCGCAAACCUCCAUGACUCUGAACGAGCGCUUCCGUAUCCUGAAGGACCGCCGCGCCUCGACGGAGCCGGUCGGGAAGGGCAGCAGGUUCGUCACGGUGGCCUAGCCGGUCGCCAUGGAGACGGGGAACCCCAACCUGCUGGGACUCGAGGGUGGG